AAUUCAAAAUAUUUUCUCUUUGCAGAUAUCAGAACACCAGCCAUAUUUAGCGCGCUUGGUCCCACGGGAGCCUCUGUUCCAGCGGAACUUCAAGAUCCCGAUAGCUUCAGUGAAAUCGAUCUGCAUUCGAAUGCCGAAUCACUGAACAGUGCCAGUCAACCUGCUCCAGUUGAGUAUAACCCUCUGUUGGAUCUCGAAGAUACAGAAUCUCGAAGUAGUGAACAAAAUUCUUCGUAUCUUCAGCAAACAUCCAACAUAACUGCCCAAUUUGCUGCACAACUACCGAACGUUGCGUCAACGGUGUUUUCUACCUUCAGUAGAGUGAUACGAGGGACAUCGCCGGGAGUUCAACAAUCUUCGAAUCCGGGAGGCGUACAACCAGCAUCCACUAGUGUUUCUCCUCCCGAAUAUCCGCAGCCGCAGUCGCAGAAUUUUUACCCACAGCCGUAUAGUUUAGGAGCAGUACAGCCAGAGGAGUUAACUCAGCAGCCACUUCCUCCGCCGCCCACGUUUUUCAACCCGCAAACUGUUGGGUCAGCCCAGCAAAACCCGGGAACUGCACCACCAACUGCAGAAGGAAUCAAUAGUUACCGACUCGGAGGAAAUAAGAAGAAAGCGUACGCUCACAUUCCUGGUUUGAGUUCGGCUGGACCACCAUCUCUAGUGGUAGCUCCGGCUCUCAAUAACAACAACAACAACCAAGACUUAGGUGCGUUUCCUCCGGUAUCGGAGCCAUUACAUGUCGCAUCAGCACAACAAAACUCGACACCGAAGAUAGGUUUUUCAUUCUUCGAGAAGAUACCGAGCCUGCUAGAGAAAAUCCCUAAACCUGUAUUUACGAACAACUCUGAGCAGCAAAGUAAACCACCAGAGGUUGUUCCUCAUCCGACAGAUUAUUUCAACCAACAAUCUGCGACGAUACCUGCACCAACCGAUUGUUUCAAUCGCUUGCUUGAACCCGAAACUUCCUUACCUCCGCCACAAGAAUCAUUUGUACGAGAAGCUCCCUUGCAACCUGAAAGUAGUUUGCCACCGCCACAAUUUUUCACACCUGCUCAAAUACCGAACGUAGCUCAUCUUCCUCAGACUCAACCUCCGAAGAAUCCAUACAGUUCAAACAGAAUAAGUCGAGGUGUGGGGCUGUAUAAAAAUCGAACGACCUCAACGGGUAAUAGCACUAUACCAACCUAUCUACCCAACCAAGAGCCACCGAAGGCAGUUCCACCUGCCUUUCCAUCGGUUGGUUCUGCGGUCAAUCCUGGCGAGUCAGUACAGCACCAACCGAUUUCAGUUUUUAACCCAACUCCAAUUCAAUUACAAUCAGUUCAGAACCAGGCCAUCCUAACACCCCAGUCGACUAGCGAUAGGCCUUCAACAACUGACACUGCAAUCACUAAUUCACGACCACCAUCAUCACUGAGUGAAUCACUUAGUCGAAAGGUUAAUCCGUUUGCUUCCUUUGAACAAUCUGUUGGGUCGUCACAACAAGAGACAAAAACUAUCCUAGAAAGUCGAUCGAAAUCGAGCGAAAACGUUCUAUCCCCGCCACCGAGACCCAAUUCAAAUCUUAGCGAACCGGCGCUAUUCAGUGAAGCAACGACACGAACAAUACCUUUGAGUAUUUUUAACCCCGAACCUACAGUUCCGUUGAGUGAACCUUUGCCGCUACGACAGGAAUCAGUUAAUUUCUUCAACCCUGCCAACUUUGCAACAAAUCAGCCACCAGAAAGACCUUAUGUUGCAAAUAAUGUACAAGAAACAAACCUGCUAACACAGACAGUGUUACCCAGCACGGUUGUUUUUGACAAACCUGAUCAAUUUCCACAGGAAGCUACGUCUUUCUCGGAUCAGGAAUUUAUAGGAAAUAAACAAUAUCCUACGGAUUCGUUAGCUUCACAAACAACUUCGCAACCCGCAGUGCCUGUAAACUUUUUCAAUCCCGUUAAUCCUGUCAUACAAACAAAACCUCAAUCAUCUGUAAAUUUCUUCAACCCUGCUCAAAUAUUGCAGCAACCAACAACCGUUGCUCCACCGCUAAAUAUUCCACCCUCUGGAAUUUCAAAAACCUAUAACCUACAGAAAACUAGAAGAAGUGCAUACACAGUUCCGCCAAGUUUGGCUACGACCCAACCUUCGUCCACUCUCAACACUUUGCCACAAACCGCUCCUCUAACGGAACCGAACCUCAUUCCGGCACAACAAACUUUCUUCAAUCCAAUAUCUCAACAGCAGCAACCGCAUCCUCAUCCUUCGUCCAAUAAUCCGUUGACAUUGUACAAUCCAAGCACAAUUUCUACGCAUCAGCCAGCUGCACCAGCAUCGCAAGAUAUCAACGCCAAUUUAUCUUCCGUUUUUCAACAAUCAACAACACCGAUCUUAUACUCAUCGACCUCUCAGCAGGACAUCAACUACAAUUCUUUACCCUCGGUAACAAACUUCUUCAGUGAUACCGUUCCUCAACAAAAGUCUGAGAUUAGAAACGAUCUCAACGCCAAUUUUUGCAAUCUCCAGUUGAGCGACAUAUCUUCGACAGCGCCAAGAACCACAAUCGACGCAUCGAGUUUCUUCAACAGCGGAGUUCCAUCUUCGGUAAAGCCCAACCAGCAACCACCGUCAGCCACCACGGGGCAAACUAUUUCGCAAGUACCAAUUUUCAACUUCUUUGGGCAGCCCACCCCGGCUGACAGAGCAACCGAAGAAACCGAUACGAUUGGUUCCGUUGAAAAGCUUCAAACAGACGACGACCUAGGGAUACAGGUCAUCGAACCGGACCACCGCGAUCAGCAGGAAUUAGAGGAGCAGGGGCAGGAUUCGGACGAACAGGAAACCAAUCGUCGAGAGCAGAACAACCUAAACGAUAGCCAGCUGGUCGACGACCGGGACGACGAUCCUGUCGGAAGGGUUCGGAUUGGAAACGCGCCCGAGCCAAUUUUCAGUAGCGACAAUUUGUUUGAAUUUAAAAAGUCUCUUCUGGAAGACGACACCUACUCGAAGGACGUCCUCAUAGACGCAAACAGUAGCAGUAUGGCGGCAAUGACAGCAACUGCAGCAGCGGCCACCGGAGGUACUACGGUCGUUGAUAGUUCGAUGACCUCGAUCAAUGAAACGACAAACAUUGCAUACCGACCCGUGUAUCAACAUUGGUUCUUUAGACGAGAGGUCGAGACUAAGAUUCUUUGGACUCCGUUCACAAUGAGUGAUUCGCUUGCCUUGGAAGACGCUCUACCUUUGCUAGCGUCGCCAGAUCAACCAGAUCAACCUAGGAGUUCUGUAAUAGUUCAUGUGGACGGAGGGCGACACGAUGUGAACAUUGAAGAACGUAAAAUGUACCCCGUUUAUUGGAAAGGCGCAUCUCAGGAUGUGCGUCGAUGUUCGUGGUUCUACAAAAAUGUGGACUCUCGGUAUGUUCCAUACGAAGAAGACGUAGCUGAUCUUUUAGAACGAGAGUACAAAGAAGCUGCAACAUCCGGUGAAUGGCAACGCCGUAUCGUUAUUCCUAAUGGAGAGACCGUUGUAUUCCAUGGACCUUCAGUGAUUGUUCACUUUUUACAGACGCAGAAUCCAGAAUCUUGGGGCGGCUCAUCGCCUGUACCGCAGACCACUAAUCGACCACGUGUCGUGAAGCGAGGAGUCGAUGAGUUCAAUAUAGAAGACGGCGAACCGGAACAAAUUGAUCAUCUGUUAUUUAUGGUACACGGAAUUGGCGAGGCUUGCGACUUGCGAUUCCGACCGGUUGAGGAAGUGGUCGAUGAGUUCCGCAGUAUCUCGGCACAACUCGUUCAAAGUCAUUAUCGGUCAUCGUUCGAUCGCGGAGAUAUUGGGCGCGUUGAGGUGUUGCCAAUUUCCUGGCACAAUGAUCUACAUUCGGAGGAAUCUGGAAUUGAUAAAAAACUCAAAGCUAUCACCUUGAAGUCGAUUCCUAAGCUGCGCAAUUUCACUAACGACACCGUACUAGAUGUGCUGUUCUACACAAGUCCUGUUUUCUGCCAGAGCAUUAUCGAUGCUGUCGGUAAUUCGUUAAACCGGCUUUAUUCGCUAUUCUGCCAGAGAAAUCCAAAUUUUCGAGGUCGCGUUUCCUUGGCGGGCCAUUCUCUGGGUUCUUUGAUACUUUUCGAUCUGCUGUGCCAUCAAAAGCCCGAAAAGCCCAUGGAAGCAGAGAAUUCUGAAAAUCCCGAUGGUGACAAACUGUCGGCCUUGAUGAACGUGCACCAUCGCCCACUGUCGCGCAAAUGCUCCCAACAGAUUAACUACGAAGUUGGUCCAGCUGGCACCGGUCAGCCCUAUAUUACCUAUCCACAGCUGCAGUUUCAACCAGCCAAAUUUUUCGCGUUGGGCUCCCCGAUUGGGAUGUUUGUGACGGUACGAGGAAUCGACGCACUAGGGUUAGACUUCAAACUACCGACGUGCGAUAGUUUCUUCAAUAUAUUUCAUCCGUAUGAUCCGGUGGCGUAUCGAAUCGAAGCUCUGGUCAACGCCGAGCUGAGCAAUCUCAGACCGGUACUGAUUCCACAUCACAAGGGACGUAAACGAAUGCACCUGGAAUUGAAAGAAACCAUGAUGCGCGUUGGGAUGGAUUUGAAGCAGAGAGUUUUGGACACGUUCCGUAAUACAAUGGAGGCUGUUUAUUCGAUUACAUCCCUGAACAAACCUGAUCGAAAUGCAAUCGAACAAGAAGUGGACAAGGUGAUCGAAGAUCAACUGAAAUUUGAAACGGGAUCUACUUCGUCGGUCACAUCUGGUGAUUUGGAUGGAUGUGAAACAGACUUGCCCUUGGGUCGUUUGAAUCAAUCACGACGGAUAGAUUAUGUUCUACAGGAAGCGCCAUUGGAAUUUAUUAACGAAUAUGUAUUUGCGCUAACGAGUCACGUUUGUUAUUGGGAAUCCGAGGACACUAUGUUAUUCCUGAUGAAGGAAAUAUACUCCAGCAUGGGAGUGCAGAGCGAUAGUCAAAUUCCUCAACAAUCGAUGACUAUCGAGCGACCAGUCACCAGUCCAACACCGUCGACUUCGUCUCAAUCUCAGUUUAGUUUGUUUCCCCAGAGACAGCCGACUGGGUGUAACCGAUAGGUAUAAAUCUAUGGAAUAGAUGUUCAGUUUAAUUUAUAUUUUCCAUAUAUUUUUUUAAUUGUUUUAUUGUUGACAUUUUUUCUUUAAUAUAUGUAACUGCUAGCCUUACAUUUUCUUUUCUUUGUACCCUAUGAGUGGUGUCGUAGUCAUUGAGUUAUAAGUAUAUCAAGUGACGUUUAACGUUUACUAUGACCAAUUAAAAGUGCAUACGCUCUGAGGUAAAUUUAUUGAAAUCCUGUAUGAACAUGAUUUACCACUUAUAAAUAAAAUUGUAUUCGUUAAUCCGUUUUCUUAAGCUGAAGUAGUGAAUUAGUUGACGUUUAGAAAUAAAACAUUGAUCAAUGUUUCUCGAUGUAAGAUAAUAAAAUAAUGUAAGAAGAUUUUUAUGUAUAAA
This is a messenger RNA of Uranotaenia lowii, 5461 nucleotides long. RefSeq names its product mucin-2 (gene PAPLA1). Gene Ontology annotation, molecular function: metal ion binding. The record is from RefSeq and is a predicted model, not a curated record. The annotation marks the transcript as partial. Gene Ontology annotation, cellular component: COPII-coated ER to Golgi transport vesicle. The transcript is spliced from 4 exons. NCBI's taxonomy places the organism in Eukaryota, Metazoa, Arthropoda, Insecta, Diptera, Culicidae.